AUGGGUGACCAAAAUGGUCGUCUCGACUCGCCACUGAGCAGUCAAGAAGCUGAGAAGUCAGCCAGUCCGCCGAGUCUUGACCGAAGCCGCGAAAGUGAAGCAUUCAGAUCAAACUCAUCCAGUCCAUUAUUAAAUACCGAGCCGUUGCCACUAGAUGACCAAUCACAUUGCCCAUAUUGUCACAAAGACUUCAGAAAGCCCAGAGUACUGGAUUGUCUUCACUCGAUGUGUGAGGAUUGUAUAAUAGCGCAGUUGGAUGGCCGACGAGAUGCACAGAAAGCAUCCGAUCAAGCCAACAGAAAUCCUACCGACUGUGAACUGGAAACACCGAAAUUAAAAGAACGUCCCACACCUCCGGGAGUGAUUCGCUGCCCGAUAUGUGCACAAGAAUCGCAUGUUGGUAAUGAUGUGAGAUACGUGCACACAAUGCUUCUAGACUAUGUGCGAUUAGCUGAGAAUGAAGAAGCUGUGGGCGAGCGACGAUGUCGUGCGUGUAAAUCGGAACAGCCGGCGAUUGCGGUGUGCAAACAGUGCCAGUCAGAUUUGUGUUCGAACUGUCUCACGGCUCACGGUGUGAUGCGCAUGUUCGAGGGACAUGAGGUGAUGACGUAUGCUGAAAUGGAACAACGUGGUCAGCGUGGAGAAGUACGUCCUGUGCAAUGUCCAACACACUCCUUACCGUACAAGAUGCUAUGUGCUACUUGUGAAACGUUGUGCUGUAAGGUGUGCCUUGAAAUGGAACACCUUAAUCAUAAGGUGGUGGAAGUGAAUGCGAGAGUUGUGUACACCAUUCAGUCUGAAAUUGAAAAGCUGGCUGAUAAAGUGGAGAAAAAGUGGCGUGAUUCGAUGGCGGAGUGGAGUGCAAUACCAGAUCGCUCAGCAAGCCUUCACGAACAGUACGAAGCAGCUAAGGUUCAUGUUGAAAUGGCAUUCGAUGAUUUGUUGAAAGCACUGGAGGAGGCGAAGACAAACAAGCUUGCACAACUAGAAGAAACUCGCCAAAAACAAGAAGUUGCUAUUGAAGAUCUAUACAGAAAGAUGAACUUGAAUGAGGCUAGAGUAAGCGAUGCUCUAAGAUUUGCACGCAAUCUACUUUCAAAAUCAAACGGAAUGGAGCUUCUAGCCAGUCGCCGCAAAGUUGUACAGCAGCUCAAUAAUCUUGCACAUACAAUGCCAGCUUUGGGAAUUCAGGUUGAGCUUGAAUAUCAGCCAUUAUCGAAGAAGCAACUGGACACUCAUAUGAAUGCGAUUUGUGGAAACGUUAUAGGUCGAAUGGUGUCAGCAAAUGUAAAAGAAACCAUAACUGUGCAGCAACCAACCGCACAGCAAUCUCAACAGCCCGCAGGCGAUUUUGCUCAGAAUAGAUCGAAUUCAACUGUGUUACCAGGCGUAGCAGCGGAUUGGGGACGCCCUCUUACCAAUGGUCAUGGAUCGAGCAGUGAUCUAGGAGCGAUUGGAGUGGAGAGGAAAAAAACCAGCACCUCUUCGACAUGGGGCGCAUUGCCUCCAUCACGUAUUCCUGGCCCUGGAGGAGAUGCGUUCGGCUGGCCGCCAAGCAGUCAUCCACCAGAUUUGCCGUCUCCUUCGCCUCCUAUCCCACUUAAAGAUGUUGCACCCCCAAGUUUCACCGUGGGUGGACCAGGCGUAAUUGGGCAACCAGCAAGCACAAAUGCGACAGUAACAUCAGCAGGAGGGAAUCCUUUGCUUACCGGAGCGUCAGGCACAGCUUCAAUGAUCUACAAUAACUACCAAUGGCCGCCGUCCUCGAAUCCAGCUCAGGCGGCAGCAGAUCUUCGUCUCUUCCCUCCUAUGUCCCAUCCCUCGUCGGUUGUUGGAGCAAAUCAGCUUAAAUUGGCUCAAGCUCAAGCACAAGCGGCACAGCUCCAAGCACUUCUCUUACAGAAUAACGGUCUAGGAAAUCCCAACUUGCUAAUGCAGGCGCGACUUAGAUCAUUAGCACCCGGUGUGGAUCCGCUUCUUGCUCUUGGAGGAUUGUCGCUUGGACCCGGUGAAGGAGGUGCACUCCUUGGUGGGGCCGCACAAAGGACUUCACCACAGGAGUUGCUUAACCCGACACGCGUACCCGAGCUGAAGAUACACAGCGUGUUCGGUACGAGUCAGCAAGGAAGUUCGAUGCGCGAGCUGCACUGUCCUUCCGGUUUCUGCCUUUCUGAAAGUGACGAUAUCCUGAUUGCGGACACCAAUAAUCAUCGCAUUGUCGUAUGUGGACCUCCGCACCCGUGGAAGAUAGGAAGACCGGGGACAGAUGAUGGCCAACUGUGCUUCCCUCGCAAGGUGAUUGCUCUAAAAGGUGAUGUCACAAGAUAUGCCGUUCUUGACAAAGGGGUGGAUGGCAAAACAAGAGCUCAACUGUUCGAUCAGCGUGGAGAAUUCAUCAAACGCAUCAAUAUGGUCCCUCUGGUGCCUCGUGGAGGUAUUGAAGUUUCGGCUGCUUCUUGCACUUCGUCUGGACAUUUACUUUUGGUGGAUACCAGCGGAGUUGUUUACUGCAUUGACGUGGAUGUGCCCAGAGUUGUGUUCUGGUUCGAUGCUGCUACGCAUCUUGGAGAGGCAAGUGAUGUUGCCAUCUAUGAGAAGAACGUCUACAUCACCGAUUUCAAGCAUCACUGCGUCCAGGUGUUCAACACAGAUGGUCAAUUCAUACGCAAAUUGGGUGAGCCAUCUCAGACUCCGUAUCCGAUCGGUAUCGAUGUGUCGAAGAAUGGAGAUGUUCUCGUCGCUGAUACUCAUGGAAAUCAUCUUCAUGUGGUUGUGUUUACAGCUGAUGGGACUCUCCAGCAAUCAUUCACACAUAACGAGUUCAGGCUCUCGCGCUGCGUUGGUCUUCGUGUGGCUGGUAGUGGUCAUGUCGUCACCCUCUGCAAGCAUAAUCACACACUGUUCGUCUUCAAACCACUCUACAUUCUUGUUAUGAAGACUAAUUUGCACGAAGAGGCGCAAAAUGUUCUUAACGAUAUGAAAUGGUUCAUCGUGGAUGUAGAAGAAGAGAAGAGACUGUUGGAAGGUGUUGUGAGUCGGUUUGCUGCUAGCGGUGAAGGCACAGCAUGUGUAGUCGUAGGUGAACCAGGCAGUGGUCGUACGACUACUGUGAAAAAUGCAGUUCAACAAUUUCAGUUAGAUGCAGAAUUGCGGAUUAUCAGCGUAGCCCAACUUGGUUCUGAUAAGAAUGCCCUUGAGCUGUUGACCGCUGGAAAAGACAUGAAAAGAUGUGUACUUGUUGUGGAAGAUGCGGAUGAGUUGGCAUCACGUCAACGGCAAUCGCUUCUCUAUCUGUUACUUGAUACGACUAGAAAGAACUGUGAUCAUCAAUGGAUGGUUUUUCUUAUGGUUCAGCAACAGAACUUUAUAACAUCACUAGAGAAGAGAGUGCGAUCACGUUUAUCAGCUGCUCGCAUACUGUUUCAUCCAGCCACAACAAUAGAAGAUUACAUGACAGCAUUCUGGAGAUUUCUGGGCAAGGAAAAGGACGAGAGGUCUGAAGAAUGGAAGAAAUUCGUGAUUGAUCUUUCCUCUGAUCCUACUGUGAUAUCUGAGCUAAAUUACAUGUUCUCGGCAAAUGGAUCAUACUUUUUGUUGAAACAAUUGACAAGUGCAUUUUUGUGUCUUUACCUGACAAACAAAGGAGAUCUAGCAGCACCGGAACUUUUUGCCGAAGCAGUGGAGAUGAUAAUGCCUAGCAGGCAUGAAUCGGAGUACAAAGUUAAAUCGUUAUCAAUGUGGUCACUGUGCGUGCUCCUAUGCGUUUAUCGACGUUUGCGUUCAUGUCCCCAAUCUGCCACUGUGGGAUAUAGGAAAAUUCUACAAGAUUUUCGUCGUGUUGGUAAUACGGUAGAUAGCCGAGUUCGUAUCCCAUCCGAUUUGUCAGUAUAUAAGGAACUGGAUCGUCUGGUCGAAUUAGGCCUGCUAGAAGCGAACACCAAGACUACUAACAUGGUGUUCAGACGUUGUUCGUUGAACAUCAACAUACAAAGUCUCGGGACAAUUCUGCGAGAUAUCAAACUCCCUGCGGCUAUUGAAUACUGGUUUGAGACGCAAGCAGUUGAGUAG
Messenger RNA from Necator americanus (New World hookworm), 4068 nucleotides. RefSeq lists its product as uncharacterized. Lineage: Eukaryota; Metazoa; Nematoda; Chromadorea; Rhabditida; Ancylostomatidae. The transcript has 32 exons. The record is from RefSeq and is a predicted model, not a curated record. The coding region runs from base 1 to 4068 and encodes 1355 amino acids. Gene Ontology annotation, molecular function: ATP hydrolysis activity; ATP binding; DNA replication origin binding. Gene Ontology annotation, cellular component: nucleus; nuclear origin of replication recognition complex. Gene Ontology annotation, biological process: DNA replication; DNA replication initiation.